Molecule: messenger RNA, 1052 nt
Organism: Megalopta genalis
Lineage: Eukaryota; Metazoa; Arthropoda; Insecta; Hymenoptera; Halictidae
Gene: Osi14
Product: DUF1676 domain-containing protein Osi14
Cellular component (GO): membrane
Source: RefSeq, a predicted model, not a curated record
AUUUUCCGAGAUACGUGCUCCGAACCGUCUCCGAACCGUGUCUAUUCCGUCGCUAGAGUAUCCACCGAUCGAGAAACAAUCAGAAUGAUGAAGACAGUGAUUCUGGGACUUCUCGCCGCGUCCGCGAUGGCGGUGCCCAUGCCGGACGGCAUCGACGCGCAGGCGAACAUGGACCUCGAUUGCCUGGUGCAAGAGGAUGCAAUGUUCAGCUGCAUGUUCGUCAAGGCAGCCAGCACCUUGAACAGGGCCGCCAGGUCCAGCGACAUCGAGAUCUUCGACGGCGUCAAGUUCGUCCGGGAAACGCCAAUGGAACGCAACGGCAAGGACCUGAAGACGGAAAUGGACAUCAUGAACGAGCUGCCGAGGGACGCGUCCGACCGCGCCAUCAAGCUGGUGAACAUGCUCUACGAGUCCGCGAUGUCCUUCGUGAAGAGCCACAGCCUGAAGCUGAGCAUACCCGAGGACGCCUCUAUUUCCCGUGCUCUCGACGAAGGCCGCGGCAAGAUGAAGAAGCUGAUACUGCCGGUGGUAGCCGCAGUCGCAGUGAAGCUGUUCGCUCUGGUGCCAAUCCUUCUCGGAGGUCUCGGACUUCUGGUGGCGAAGGCCCUCGUCGUUGGCAAGGUCGCUCUGCUCGUGGCCGGAGUCUUGGCCUUCCAGAGGCUGUUCAACGGCGAGAACAAAGGCCAAGCCAGCUUCUUCAGCAAGAACACUCAACCGGCAUGGCUCGACAAUGGCAGCCAAGGCUGGUCAUCCGGCGCCGUGGCACAGCAGCAAGGUUAUUACAAGAGAAGCUUCGAAGCUGAGAAAGACGCCCAUGCUAUGGCGUACGCAGCUCAAAUGCCCGUUACGAACGAAGCUCAUUAAAAGAGAUGAUCUCGACGGCUCUGUCGUCGAUGGAGAAACCAUUCGCCAUAUCUCUAGAGCCUGGUGGGCGCGGACCCUUCGGCUCACGACUGCUAGACUAGUAUUUAUGUAUAACUGUACCCUAACUUAUGGAUCACUUAAAUUAUUCGACGACCAACUGUACUGAUAAUAAAUUAUUUCUACCAAAA